Cuculus canorus (common cuckoo) is the source of this 16805-nucleotide messenger RNA. It is a transcript of the gene ZBTB40, whose product is annotated as zinc finger and BTB domain containing 40. Gene Ontology annotation, biological process: regulation of transcription by RNA polymerase II. The record is from RefSeq and is a predicted model, not a curated record. Gene Ontology annotation, cellular component: nucleus. NCBI's taxonomy places the organism in Eukaryota, Metazoa, Chordata, Aves, Cuculiformes, Cuculidae. Gene Ontology annotation, molecular function: protein binding; RNA polymerase II cis-regulatory region sequence-specific DNA binding; DNA-binding transcription factor activity, RNA polymerase II-specific.
GUGAAAAGCUGCCUGUGUGUGCAGCCCAUGGAAGAAUUUUAGGCGUGGAACACAACUUCAAGCUGGCCGCUGAGGUGCUACAAAGCAGUGCAGGGAGUAGCUUUUGGCAUUAUUUUGUGAAUGCACCUUGUAGAAGCCCUUAUGGCUUACGGCAGCAAGGGGUGUGUAGGAUCCUCUUGCAAAGGCUGUGUUGCCAUUCAUUUUUUUUCUGUGCCUUGUGAUGGACUGGCUGACAAUGGGAGGCUCUGUGGCCUCCUCGGAACUGCCAGGGGGGCAGGAUCUUCUCUCUCCAACUCUGGAGCAGCCUCUGCAGCCUUUAAGAGUGAAAGCACUCUGUCCUAAACUUUGAUUAUUUUUUGAUGAACCUGGUGCCAUGGGUGGCUUUAGAAUCUGUUGAAUCUAGAUUGAAUAAUUAUGUGAAUAAUGAAGGGAAGUAGUUUAAUUUUGAAACUCCAUUUCAGUUAUGUUGAUAGAACUGGGUAUUGCUGUUUCCUCCUCUGUGAGAAACAUUGUUGCUAUUGACUGAUCCUUUUCCUGUUCUAAUGUAGCUCAAAGAAGGAGACAUGAUCCCUUCGAACUGUGAAGGGGUGCGAGGACAGAAAUACCUGGGAAAAGGAAGGCAGUGGAAGUAUUGGUUACCUGCUGACAGAGGGGUUCCCAGUUCAGCCCAGUCUCCUUGCUGGAUCUCCUGAAAGCCGUCUAGGACGUGACUUGGAGAUGUUACUCUUUAGUAACAGGUGAUGGGACAAGAGGAAAUGGCUUCAAGUUGUGCCAGGGAGGCUUAGAUUGGAUAGUGGGAAAAAUGUCUUUACUGAAAUAGUAGUGAAGCCCUGGCAGAGGCUGCCCAGCGCAGUGGGGGAGUCUCUGUCCCUGGAGGGGUUAAAAAACCAUGCGGUCGUAGACUGGGAGUGUUGUGUUGAUGGUUAUACUGGAUGAUCUUGGAAGUCUUUUCCAACCUCAGUGAUUCCGUGAUUCUAUGAAGGCAGACAAGUUCAGGUAAGACACGAGAUGUGGGAUUUAACAGUUAGGAUAACUGAGACAGUGGAGGAUCCGCCCUCUAAAAUCGAGUUCUUGUGACUGAGCACCUUGCUGGAAGAGAAGCUUUUGCCAUACCCAAGGUACUGAGUCCAGGAAUCUGGGAGGCACUGUCGGAUGAGGGAUCAGAUCGCUGGUAGUGGUUUCAAUGAACACCUGGAGAGUGCUCUGAGAAGGGGCAGCUGCCCUGGGGAUGGGUUUGCCCAAGCCCUUGUUAAAAAUGUCUCUUCUCUUUGGCAGAUCCUUGAGUUCUUGUAAUUAAAGAAGCAAAAUGUAUUUAAACAAGAAUGUUCAAACAUUGAAUUGCUCAGGACAUGUUUUCCAGUGUGCUGAGUUGCUAUGAUAAAGAUGAGGAGGUGCUGCGAGGUGGCUCAGAGCUUUCCUGCUUUGAGACAUCAUGGGCAAACGUGUCUUCCAUAUUGUUGCCAGGAACAGAGGGAGCAGACGGUGCUGCUGCUUCUUCUACCCUGACGUGGUGGAAGUGAUAGGGUUUGUGCAGAAGGUUCUCAGUCUUCGAGGACAUCCAUGCUUCUUCCUUGUCCUUUUGUAGGAAGAGCCACAGCAGUCCCAGUCCCAGUUCCGUCUCAGAUCCUGGAAGUCCUUCAGCUCCGGGGAUGGAGUGGGUGGACUAGAACUGCUAUUACAUUGAGCCUGGCAGAGGAACCAGGUCUCUCUCUCUUCUCCCACGACCAGCAGCAGCUCUGCUGAUGGCUGCCUGAUGUCUUCUAUUUACAGCGGAGUGGGAGGAGAGCAGAGCCUGUGUGUUUCAUCGUCUGGGAGUGCAGGUGGCUGGCUCUGUGAAUGGGUGAGGAGGCGGAUCUGCUGCAUGCCAGGAAGCAGAGAAGAGCUGAACCCAGAUGCCCUUUGGUGGCAAUGUGCCUGGAGAAGCUCUGGCUCCUGGGAAGCAGAAGGGUGGGGUGUCAGCGACUGCUUAGGUUUCCCUGCCUUCCAGAAAAGGACCCACCUCCCCUGUGCUCUUGCUUUGGAGGUUUCAAAUGAGAGCAGGACACCUCAGCUAUGAGGCGACGUUGAAACCGCCUGAUGAUUGAGUAACAAGUCAUGCCGUACUGCUUCUUGGAAGCACAGGGGAGCUCUUGGCUGAGCAGGAGAGCUCUUGGGCACAGGUGGCACCCACCAACUGGUUUCUGAGCCAUCGGUGGCUUUGGUGUGAACUGAUGUCUCCUGGCUCCUCCUGUGCUCCCACAGCCACUGCAGAUGGUGCCGUGCAGCAGGGCAGCUGGAGUCCUGUCUGCGUGUGGGCAGGAGGUUCUGCUUCUCACAUCUAAACUCCAGAGGGGCUGGUGCCUCACGGGAGCAAGAUGCCAGCUCAGCCUACCCAAGCGUCUGCUUGCAACUUACAAUUUGAUGCAGGCUAGGAAUUGCUCAGAGCCUGCUUCGGACAAGGCAGAGCUUCAAGGUGAUGUGUGAGCACUGGCUGAUGGAACCUUGUGCCGACAGACAAUGUUACUCCUGUUCCCUACGAGAGAGUAGGAACCUGGGUACAAAGAUGUUAAGGAGUUGAAGGUCAUGUAAAUCAUGUCCAUCCAGGUGCUCUUCCGCUAGCUCUCCUGCUGUUUUGUUUUAGCAUCAUUGCCAGCACCAGUGUUAGGCAUCCCUGUGUGUAGACAAGGCAGCAACAUCUUUAUCGUGUCUACCUUAGAAACCCCGGAUAUCCUGCUGAUAACAACUUUGUUAGCAGAUGUCCUAUCUAUUCUCCCUCCUGUGGUCAGGGCUGGGAGGAAGUGGAAGGGAGGCUCUGGUAGAUGGGAGCAGGGCUGUGGACUUCUGCAAGAAAUCACAGCUUGGGGGAAAAGACUCACAAGUGGCUGAGCUGGGACUAGGGUGCGGAAAAGGGAGGUGCUGAAGGCCUUGGACUUCAAGCAAGCUGCUCUCUCCAGCGUGCUCAUGCCCCUGCUGAUCUGAGCAGUGAUGUGAGGAGGUAAUGAAGUGAUCCCAAACCACUUUGCACGUCCAAACCAACACCUCUGAUUCUCCUGUUUGGUCUGAGCAGCUUGGCCUGCACUGCUUCCCAGACUCUUCAGCAGCCUGAAUUCAGCAUCAGUGCUGACCUGGAGAGCGUUUGCACCUUCUCGAGCUCUAUUCAGGAGUUUCUUCUCCCUGUUUAUAACUCCUGGGACUCAGCACUCGUUUCCAAGCUCUUUCUGAAGUGUAUGUUUGCUCUAGUGCGAUCAGCGGCUGAAUCUGGGAAGGGUGAGUUCAGGAGAGGCUGUACCCCUGUACUCUUCUUACUGCGACUACCGAGCUGCAACAGAGCAAGCUGCGAGGAGGUGGAAGUGGAAAAGAAGGUUUUGCUUACUCUUCUUUUUGUCUUGCUACUGUCUGAGCAAGGUGCUAGUGGGAUCCUCUGCUUUGCCAUCAGCUGCGCUUUGUGAAGCAGCGUGGAGACCGCAGCAAGAGGAGGCUGGGGACUCUGGUGCCAUGGAGCUCCCUGGUUACAGCUGGCAGCUCCUGCAGCAGCUGAGUGCCCUCUGCAAAGAGCAGCAGUUCUGCGAUUUCACUGUCUUCAUCUGGAAUGUUCAUUUCAGAGCACACAAUGUGGUUUUGGCUGCUGCCAGCCUGGUUUUUAAAUCCCUGUUGGACAGCAUGGACACCAUCUCCAUCGAUGCUUCUGUGGUGACCCCUGAGGAGUUUGCACUCCUGCUGGAGAUGCUGUACAGUGGGAAACUCCCACUGGGGAAACACAAUUUUACCAAAGUGAUCUCCAUGGCAGAGAGUCUGCAGAUGUUUGAUCUGGCUAUUAGCUGCAAAAACCUCCUCAGGGACCUCAUCAGCUGCUCAGCUCAGGACCAGGUAGUGCAAGAAGUCUCCGUCCAGGCAGGAGGCUCAUCUGGAAACCCUGCUGAAGCCAAUAACCUGCCCCAGACUGGAAAACCUGCUGGAGGGAAAACUCUUCUCCCUCAGAGAGUUUCCCCAUCUCCUGGCCCUGUGGAAGCAGAAAUGGAAGCAGAUGUUUCUCCUUCUGGCCAGAAACUUGCCAUGAAUCACACCUGGAUUCACCAGGAUGCGAUGCUGAGCGACUCCAGAGCCCUGCAGGAGGAUUCAGGCUCUUGUCCGGAUCAGCCUGCCCGUGCUGAGCAGAAGGUGGUGAAAGGGGAGCCUGCUGUGCCUCUUGGGCAGAAAGGAGGAGCAGGGGGUUUAGCAGCGAAGAGCAGAAGCUGUCAACUGGAUUUCUUUUUUCGAUAUGAAAGUGUUUUCGCUAAGGCCCUUUCUGAUGCCCAAGCUGUGCUGAAAAGACUGGAAGAGGGCAAAGAAAUGGAUGCCUCUCAGAAGGAGGCUCUUCCUGCCUGACUGGCGGAGACAGGGGAGCAGUUGCUGUUUGAGAAGCUGCUGAGCAAGGUGAAGGAUGCUCCGACACUGAAGCUUUUUCAAGACACGAAUCUCAAGCUGAGACCAGCUUUGCUGGUGGGGGAAGGAAGCAGUGUGGAAGCCCUGCAGCGAACAGAGAGCACAGACGAGGGAGAGAUGCUGACCGCUCGCUUGCUGGGGCACGGGGAGGAGCUGAUCCAGAGCGUGACACAGCUGAGCCCCAUCGUAGCAUUCCUGGAGUCAGCAGAGGAAGGAUUCCUGACUGCCUCAGAGAAGCGGGUGGUCCUGGACUGCUGUGGAGUCAGUUCUCGGAGGGAAGCCGUAGACAUUCUGCUGAGGAAAGUGAAUGAGGAGAAAACCCUGUAAGCAGAAAGUCUGACCAGACUCCUGGGGGCUGUGAAAGUGUCCUUCCCUGGUCUCCAGCUUCUGCCAGACAACGUGGUGGCAGCAGCAAAAGUCUUUGAUAGCAGAGUAGCCACCAGUGAGAGCACAGCCAUUGAGAUCAUCCUGCACCACAGCAAGCUGAUCUCGGAGUCCAUCCACCAGCGAACGGACCUGAAGGACUUGGCUGCAGGAGAGGCAGGCCUUAUGGAAGCAGUAAGAGAGAUUGAGAUCCUGGGUCUCUUGAUUGAGGGAAGUGGGGAGAAACCUGGGAUCAGGAAGUGGAAGGUGGAUGGUGAAUCCCAAGUUGAAGCUCUAGACAAAGAUGAAGACAAGGCAGGAGUUGCCAGUGCUGAGGAUCUGAAGGAAUCCCAAGAGAAAGCAUCUUCCAAGAAGGCUUUUGUCUUAAAAUCCUGCAAUAAGUCCUUCCACUUCUAUAGCCGCCUGAAGAUUCACAUGAAACAUUUUUGGAUGUCCAGAGUAAAGCAAAUCCGGUGUAAGGAGUGCAGCGAGGUCAAAUCAACAAUGAAGGAGCUGGGGAAGCAUCAGCUGGAGGUCCAUAGGAUGGUGGGGAUGGCCAAGAAGAAGAAACGUCUUCCAGUGACUUGUGACAUCUGUGGCUGCAAGUUUGCUCAUGCCUCAGGGAUGCAGUAUCACAAGAUGAUGGAACACUUUGACGAGAAGCCCUUCUCCUUUGAGGAGUGCGGGGCCAAGUUUGCAGCCAACUCCACGCUGAAGAACCACCUGCAUUUGCACUCGGGGGACCAGCGCUUCAUGUGCAAGCAUUGCCUGAAGACCUUCAUGCACGCCUCGGCCCUCACAUACCACAACCAAGGAGCACUUUCUGCAGGGAAGAUGUACGCCUGCCAGUACUGCAACGCUGUGUUUGCCCAGUCCAUGGAGCUGUCACUGCGUGUCUGGACGAGGGACAAGCCAUAUGUCUGCCGGGAGUGUGGGAAAGGCUUUCACCAGGCCAAUGGGCUCUCCAUCCACCUCCGCAACUUGGUGAAUAUUGAAGAACCCUACGACUGCAAAAAGUGCCGGAUGAGCUUUGCCACCUUGCAGGAGAACCACAAACACAUCCAUGAAGCCCACUCCUGGGAAUACCACCCCUGCCCUACUUGCUCCAAAGUCUUCAGUGCUCCAUCACUCCUGGAGUGCCAUGUAGUGACCCACAGUGGAGGAAAGCCCUUUACCUGUGAGAGCUGUGACGAAGUUUAGCAGCAGUUGUCGGAGUUAUGGUAUCACAACAGGACCCAUCACUCUGAUGUCUUUGCAGCUUAGAAUCACUGCUCCUCCAAGUUCUCUUCCCUGCAGUGCAGCUCCUGUGAUAAAAUCUUCUCCAGCACUGCUGCUCACCAGAAGCAUGUCAAGGUGGAGCACGCAGAUGUGAAGUUCUAUGAGUGUGCAACGUGCAAGGAGCUGUUCCCCACGCUGGCACUCCUUCAGGUCCAUGUGAAGUGCAGGCACUCAGGGGCCCUGCAGAACCAUGUCACCAGCGAGCACUUAAAGCAGACGGAGAGCACCUUCACCUGCGAGCUCUGUGGGGAGCUCUUCCCUUCCCAGAGUGAGCUGGAGGAGCACCACAGUGUGGAGCAUCCCAAGGUCCUCUUCUCCCAAGCCACCACAGCCCAGAUUGUGCAGAUGAUUCAGAUGUCGGAGCAAGAAGCAGUAGAGCACAUCAUCUCUUUGGAUGAGGUCCACGUUCCUGGCUCUCAAGAUUUUAUGAUGUUGCCUAAAUCCCAAGUGAGUGAAGCCGGGUUCAAGCUGAUGACAGUGACCAUGAAGAACUUGUUGGAUGACAAAGUCACUCUGAUUUGUGAAGAACCCAAGUGAGAGCGAGCAGGAGCCCAUGCAUGGCAUGUGGUGGCCACAGGACUGUUUUGGGAGCUGUAUCUCAUCCUGCUGCUCUAGCAGGGAGAUUCCAGGUCUCUUUGGGAAAGCAGCCCGGAUGUGUGAUGCUGCAAGAGAAACAGCGGGCAGCAAGCACAGCAUGGCCAAGGGCAGAAGAGGCUUACAGACAUUCACAAGGGCCUGGGAAGUCUCCCUGCAGUCAGUGGCUGCUGGCUCGAGUGAGCUGCACCACCCGUCCUUCCCAGCUCACAACAAAUAAAGCAGCAGAGGAAAAGAUUGGAACUGCAUGUGUUCACGUGUGCUCCUCUGCUACCAUGCAGAAUGUGGAGGGGAGGAAACCAGUGCAGGACAAAGUCAGGGUGAUGGGGAUAUAAGCAACCAAAGAAAAAGCUGUUCUGAGAAUUCGGGGUAUAGAUUUUGAUAGUGAAUCUGUGAUGUGCUCACGGCUUCCUCUGUGGGGUAAGGACUGCUUUGUUUCUUCUCUUGCUGUUCCCUGCCUGUGUGCCAGCUAGAAAAGUCCCUCAACGCAGAACUGACAUUUGAGCCUCUCUGCUCAAGCAGAGACUUCUUGGGCAGUUGUGCUAAGUGGCUUCAGAGCUGUUUAGGUUCUUGCCUUGUGGAGCACGCUCUGAUCCCAUCGACGUUUUUGCUGCAGCUGUCCAAUACAAAGAAGGAUCACAGGCAGAGCUGGGCAUCCACAUCCUCUUUGCUAGCAAACAACCUUGAAAUCUCCCACCCCUCCUCUGCUUCACCAAGAAGAUGCUGAAGCUGCGACCUCUGAGAAAGGAAAAGGAGCUUUGCCGGUGUGCCAGGGCCCUUUGUUAUUGCUCAGUGGAUUGAUACUAAUGAAGGUAUUUCCAGAGGGACCUUGACAGGCUGGAGAAGUGGGCAUAUGCAAACCUCAUGGAGUUCAAGAAGGCCAAGGGCAAGGUCUUGCACCUGGGUCUGGGCAAUGCCAAGCACAAAUCAAGGCUGGGUGGAGAAUGGAUUUGGAGCAGCCCUGAGGAGAAGGAGUGCUGGGGGAUGAGAAGCUUGACAUGAAUCAGAAAUGUGUGCUCACAGCCCAGAAACCAACUGUGUCCUGGGCAGCACCCAAAGCAGUGGGACCAGCAGGACCAGGGAGGGGAUUCUGCUCCACUCUGGUGAGUGCUUACCUGGAGCCCUGCAUCUGUUUCUGGAGUCCUCAGCACCAGGAAGGACAUGGAGCUGUUGGAGAGAGUCCAGAGGAGGCCACGGGGAUGAUCUGAGUGCUGUAGCAGCUCCAGUGCGAGGACAGGCUGAGAGAGUUGGAGUUGUUCAGCCUGGAGAAGAGAAGGCUGUGGGGAGACCUUAGAGCAGCUUCCAGUACUGAAAGGGGCUCUGGGAGGAACUUGAUCAGGGGAUUCAGAGAUAGAAUGAGGGGAAUUUUUAGCUGAAAAGGGGGAGAUUGAGAUGAGAUCUUGGGGAGAAAUGUUUUGCUGUGAGGGUGGAGAGGCCCUGGCCUGGCUUGCCCAGAGCAGUGGUGGCUGCCCCAUCCCUGGAGGGGUUCAAGGCCAGGUUGGAUGGGGCUUUGAGCAUCCUGAUCCAGUGGCAGGUGUUUGGAACUGGAUGGGCUUUGAGAUCCCUUCCAUCCCAAACCAUUCUUUGAUUCUUUCUGAGUGUGCCAGAGCUGCUGUGACUGCACAGAGCUGUUCCCCAGGGCACAUGGGACAUUGCUUUGUAUGAUGGAGUCAGAUGCCAAAGGUAAAAAUUGUUUCUGUGGUACCAGCACAACGCAACUGCUUCAUUGCAGCACGCCGGCCCCUUUAAGGCUGAAUUUCGUAAAGCUUUUUUAUCUGUAGUUUCCUAAAAUAUAAUCUGAUAAUUAAUGGUUUGCUGAAUCCAUUAUGAAGUGCAAUUAGAGAGAUGCAGGGUUCCUGUGGCUCCGAGGGGACCGGUACCAUUUAUCUUCCUUUUCCCUCAUGCCAAAAGGUUGAACUGUGCCACGGCGAUAUUUCCAUACCGAGCGGUGAUCCUUGCAGCCCAAGCCCCUGCAGUGAGCAGUGCCCGUUCCAUCACACUGCUUGGAGCCACAGGAGCGCAGGAGAUGAGCGGGUUGGAGUUCUCCAGCAGCAUUUUGUGCUUGCUGCUCCCAGCACUGGAGCACAGGAGCGGCUGAGGUGGCUGUGGCAGGAGAUGGUUUCUUGUUCCUCUUACAACUUAGAGCAAAGUGACCAACAAAGGGUGACCCCAGGAGAGGCGCUGGGUGGAACUGAUAUCCCACAAGACAUUUUUGUGCAUGUGACACAAGUGUGUGACCCUCUGGAAGUGUUGCAUGAGUCUUGCAGUGUUCCCAUCUAUCUUUUCCCUGGCUGCGUGCACGGUUUGUCCCCCAGGCUUUGUGGGAACACUGGAAUGGAGGAAGCAUGAGGUUAAGUUGCCACUGAAUCCAGGAAUGACCAGGAGAUGGUGCUCAAGGUCUUGAGGAUUAGUGCUAGUGGCCAGGUGCCUCUGCACCUUUGCUGAAGCUCUUCUCAGCCUUCCCAAGCCUUAUCCGGCUCCUGGGCUAGCAGGUGCAGAGAGACCUUGAGCUACUGCCAAGCUGAAGGACAGCUUCAAGCCAUGGGUAGGACACCUCCAUGUCCUGGGUAUCUCAGCUUAAGGAAGAGUCUGAAACUGGGCUGUGGCCGCCUGUGGAGAAGGUAAAACACAUCUGUUAUUGAGAUAGAGCAGGAAAAGUGCCUGGGAUCCCCCUUGGCCGGGAGGAGAGCAGAGGAGGAACUGCUGAAGACCACUUUACACCUGCCUAGACAUAGCAUAGCUGAGUGUGGCUUUUAGAAUAAGCGCAGGUAUAAUGAUAGAACAGGCAAGUACAUCUUGAUGGUCUCAGAGCAGAUAGAUAUUUUGGGAGAUAAGCUGGAAAUGUUGUCCCACAGGCUGUAGAAGAUGGAAGUUUUUCCCUCUUUUCCAAGUCCGCGGGGGCUGGGAGAUGGAGAAAUUGUACACGGACUGAAUGUGUGCUCUGGAGCAGGGGAUGAAUUGUCCAGGCAGUGCUUUGCAGAUGCCCUAGCCUUGAUUUGAGAGCCAGUAUCUGCAGGGAGUGCGAGAUGGAGCUGAUCUCCCUUUCCUCCUGAAAAACUCUGGAGGAAGAGUAAAAGUUUAGGGAGAUGUUGCCUUAGUUGUGGCACUCUCCUUUGGCAGAGGGAGCUUGGAUAGAAACGAAUGUACAAGUGGUAUUUGACUUUGAUCAAUUUUGUCCUUGUUUAGCGAGUGCUGUCACCAUUGAAGGGGAACGGUGUAAACCGCACAUCAGGUGCAGCUCACACUCAUGUGUCCCGUUUAGGACCAUCCAUCCUGCCUUUGUGCCCAGCGAGAGCCUGUGCAGAUGUGUACUGGGCAGGGUCCUGCCUGCAGCAGGUACUCGGUGAGAUCUGCGGCUGCAGAGACCAUCGAGCACCUCCCAUGCCAUUAGGAGGAGAGAAUAACUUGAAUGCCCCUGUUCCAGUUCCUUCUUGAUGGAUGAAAUAUGUACAGCAGUGCAAACUGUAGUGUUGGCAACACCUAUGUCCUACCUAGGAGGAGUUUCUCAGGGCACAUCCUGGGCUGGCAGGCCCAGCAUGGAAGGUGUUGAUCGCUGGAAACUUCUUGUGCUGCAGGUUCUUUAUUUCUUUGUAAAAAUGAAAACUGGAGAAUGAAAAAUGUGGCUGCAAAAGGUCGGGGAGGAAAAAUGCUUGUUUCUGACAAUGUGAUUUUUCAUAGAAUCAUGGAAUGGGUUGGGUUGGAAGGGACCUCAAAGCCCAUCCAGUUCCACCCCCUGCCAUGGGCAGGGACACCUCCCACUGGAUCAGGGGGCUCAAAGCCCCAUCCUUAAACACCUCCAGGGAUGGGGCAGCCACCACUGCUUUGGGCAACCUGGGCCAGGGCCUCCCCACCCUCACAGCAAAACAUUUCUCUGUAAGAUCUCAUCUCAAUCUCCCCCUUUUCUGCUGAAAAAUGUUCCCCUCAUUCUAUCCCUGCACUCCCAAAUAAUGACACCGCUCGUGACUGUUAGGAAUUGACUCUUCACAACUUUCCUUCUGACCCUGUGUCUCUCCUGUUUAUUGACGGAACCUUUAGAAAAGCCUGGAUGCCACUGGAUACAGCAGCCACUGGGAGCGGCCUGGCUUGGCGUUUCCCGAUGCAAGGUGUAAUUUUUCAGCCCAAGGGUUUUGUAUUUACACAGUUUGUGCAAAUACUGUGCUCUGGGUUUUGGGGUUUUUUUGUUUGUUUCAGUCCAACCCAGUUAGAUGGGCCUUGAGCCCCCUGAUCCAGUGGGAGGUGACCCUGCGCAUCGCAGAGGGGUUGGAGUUAGAUGAUCUUUAAGAUCCCUUCCAACUCAAACCAUAAUAUGAUUCAACCCCUCUGAGACUGGAUGCAAAGAUGCUGCUGCCUUGCCAGGAGUGAGGGAUGGAGGUGGGAGGUGCACAGGGAGAUCUUGGACAUUGCUUGAAGCAUCUCUUGGAGGAGCAGAGCAGGAGGGCAGGUAGUGGUGGCCCAGAAACCUGUGUGAGCCUGGUGAGCCCUGGCAGCUCCUGCCUGCUGGCCAAUGCCGAUGUCUUGGCAGAAUUUGUUAUCACACUGGCGCGCUGCCAGCCAGUCCCCAACAAACUCAAGCACUGGAAAAUGCAAGUGGUGUUUUGAAUGGGCUCCAGCUCAGCAAACGCUGUGCUGGUUUCGCAGGGCAGAGAUGAGACACUUCAGCAGCCAGAGGGAAUUCCCUCUCCCAAAUAUCAAGACCUGGAGUGCUUUUCUGGGAGCUGGGCUCAGUAACUGUUUGUAAAGGGAAGGAGGAGGCCAGUGGAUGGAGAGGACUCGCCUGCCUCUCCCGUAUCUCUUAAUGCCUCUCAUCUCACACAGCCGACCAUACAGUGCCUCACUGCAGUAAAUUGCCCCAAUUCCUAAUUCCCUCCAUUAAAACAGUAAUUCCUCAUCUCAGGUCUACAGGCAGCCUUUCACACAUCGUGAGAGCACAAGCAGAAGUUCUUGCUUUGCCUUCCCUGCACCAGUUAUGAUCUGUUAAAAGCAGGGAAGCUGCCCAGGUUUCUAAUCAUAUUUAAGCAAACCUAAAACAGUGAGCGAGCUCUUAAUCCACUUAAUACAAACCACGUGGGUGCUGUGGGGCACCCGCUCUACAUUGCUCUCAUCUCCAAACGGGAGUGGGGCCAGGAAGCACCCCUGAAUUGGAUCCUGGCCUCUGUUUGCUGUGACCCGCAAUGAAACAGAAAGUCCUUGCUGGCAAAGUAUGUGGGCAAGGCAGAGGCUGGAGCAGCAAUAAAAAGCAGUGGGGAUCCAAAUUGCCUGGCACACGGGUGCGGUUGAGCUGUGCAUAUCUCAGCAUCACUAAAUGUCAGGCUGCUAUUGGAGAGAUAUCUGGCCACGCAGAGAGAGGAGGGGACCAGGGUCAGGAUGUCUGAAAGCAUCGCAAGGUCUCCUGGCCGUACCUGGAGCUGUGCGGAGCCGUGAGCGGUGGUUGGGGGCUUUAGUAGCUGCUGUUGGCAGGAGUGGUGGGGUGUUUACAGCUGCCCCUGCUCUGAGCAGUGCGGUGAUGGGAUGUCAUUCUCGUACAGCCACUCGCCCACAGUGACGUGUGACAAGUAAAUGACAAACUGCAGGCUGGGCAGGCAACAACUGACAGCACAAGCCCAAGGCUGGAAAGGCUGCUUUACUGGAGCUGUGAUUGCUCCACGUUGCUGUGGAGGGGCCUGGGAGCAGCCGUAGUCACCCCCUACCCCGGCCAAGAGACUGCGCUUGCUUCUGUCUCUGUACCCCAGCAAAGGCAAAGCGCUGCGGGGCAGCAGCACUGGUGAGGGUCCAUCUGGAGAGAGCACAAGCGCUUGGAUUUGCCUUAUUUCCCUUUCCCUCUUGGACACCCUUGAGAUGUCCAGCACUGCAGGUGGUGCAGACAGUGACCUUUUCACUUCUAACGGAAGCAGCCUCUGCCUGGCUCGCUCCCGUGGAGCACAGGGUCUAGUUUGUUGGCUGAUAUUUCCUUCCUCCCCUGGAUCGGGGUACUUGGAGCCCUUCAGCAUAUGGGAAGCCUGGUCUGGACAGGCUGUCUUCUUGCAUUCUUCUCUGUGCCUCCCAGACCUUCUCCCGCUGCCCCAGAGCCCCUUGCAGAUGGGGAGGGCUGGCCAGGAUGGCUCUGUUUACACAUCCUUGCUUGGAGCAUGAAGUAGCUGCCAACAAAUGGCUCAGGUUUGUCCAGAUAGAUUAGAUCUACCUUUACACUAGGCAAAAUCACCUCAGCCCACAGGUCUUCCAGCCACUGGAGGUUUCUUGCCAGAGCUAGAGUUUGCCCUCCUCCUCUUGGCUGUAAUAAGGUGAGCAGAGCCCUUCCUGAGGUUUCAAAUUGCCUGUGGAGAUAAUCCGGGCCCCUCCAGCUGUGCAGGACCAGCUGACGGGCACGGUGAUGGCUUUCCUUGACAUGUGAAUCUGUCUCUCUCUGCCCAAGGAGGCCAAGGCCAUAUGCCACCUACUCCAUGGCACUGGCUUUCUUGGCCAGCACUUUGGCAGGGAAGGGUUGAGCUCAGGUCUUUGUCAUCCACCCUUAUCCCUCUGCUCUGCUGUGCUUCAGCUGGACAGGGUUGCCCUGCAGGUUCAUAGAACCAUAGAAUCAUUAGGUUGGAAAAGACGUUUGAGAUCAUCAGUUCCAACCAUACCUGUCCACUAAUAAUUCAUACCCCUAAGCACUUCAUCCACCCAUCUUUUAAAUACCUCCAGGGACAGGGACUCCACCAUCUCCCUAGGGAGCCUCUGCCAGUGCUUGAUAACCCUUUUGGUGAAGAAUUUUUUUCCUAGUGUCCAAUCUAAAUUUCCCCUGAUGCAGCUUAAGGCCAUUCCCUCUCAUCCUAUCACCUGUCACUUGGGAGAAGAGACCAACACUCACCUCUCUACAACCUCCUUUUAUGUAGUUGUAGUGAGCAAUGAAGUCUCCCCUCAGCCUCCUCCAAGCUAAACACCCCCAGCUCCCUCAGGCCUUCCACCCGCCUUGCCUGGGGCUUUGUCAUCACCUAGAGCAUCUUCCACAAAGACCAUCCCAUGGAGAUGAUGCAUCUUGAUGUACAUUUGCCAUCAGCUGAGCUUCAUGCAGGGCUUUGCUGUCUGUAGAGACUCCACAUGGAUGCACAUCUGGAAAGUCUCCAUCUGCUGGUAAAUAUCUCCUGCACUGCAGGAGUCACGGGGAGGGCUCUGUGCUGGGUGGUGGACGGGUGAGAUGGCUGGAAGGACCCCUGGGUGAUUCCAAACAUGUGGGUAGUUCUCCUUAUCCAACUUGUGUUGCUGUCACUUGUUCCAGCCCAGAGGUGACAAUUGAGACAGCUUUUAGAGCAGGGCCUGCAAUUGGUACUUAAUGCUACAAUAACACUACGUUUGUUUAGCCCAUCGCACUUCAAAGCUUAAGUUGUUCCUUUUGUCUCCGAGCAUUUAAUAGCUGCUGUUAUCGAGCUGCCCAGCAACACACUGGGCUCUUUCCAGCGCGGUUAUAGAUGAUAGUGAAUCUGGCGAUACGCAGGAGUAGGUCAGAUGAUCCCUACGGUGUGUGUGAACUUCCAUUUAUCAACACCACGUUUCCCUUGCAGCGAAACCGGUCUCUGUUAGCAGUGAAUUCCCUCCACAGCUCCCUACAGCCUCUCUCAUCGACUAACCCAGAUAAUCCUCUGCUAUCUGCCACAUCUCAGUAGAUCUAUUAAACACACAGAACUUCUGGUGUCCUUGUGCGUAACCGGGCUAGGCUGUAAGAUUUUAAAUCCCCUUGUGCGGAAUAUUGUCAAAGUUUUAUUGGAAGUCUAAAUAAAUAAACCCCUUUUACUCAUCUAUUCCUCGGUGUUUUGGGAGGCCUUGUCUUUUUUAGAGGGGAGGUGUUGGAGCUCCCUUAUUGUCUUGGUUAGGAUCAGGGGUGAUGGGGCAGAGGUUAGGAGGUGAUACAGUGGAUCAUGGAACCAUAGAAUGGGUUGGGUUGGAAGGGACCGUAAAGCCCAUCCCGGUGGUUGGGUGUGGGAUCCCAGGAGCUUUGCACAGCUGGGGUUGGUCUGCCAGGAUCAAGACAGGCAGGGCUUCCGUUAGGGAUUCCCAGUCACUUACGUCCAUGCUGAAGAAACCAAACCUUUAGCCUUGCUACGUGUUCAAAUGCUCUUUGCCUGUGUCCUUCGGGAAUAUUCACAGGCGAUGUCAACCUUGGUUGGGCUCUGUCCUCUCCUCCACCUUGUCCUAGGAGGGCCAGCAGAGCAAGCAGCGCCGAUCGUGCUGGCAUUUCUCGUUACUUGUGUGUGGGUACCUGUCCCCCCCCUUCCCUUUUCUCACCGCAAAAGGCUCUACGGCUCGUGCAUGCCAAUGCAGACAUUGCAGGAGGAUGAUUCAGCACACGGCGCAGAAUUGCAGGUGCCUGAGAGAUUAUUCUGAGCAUCUCGAAGCAGCGCUGGGAAGUGACAGGGUGACCAGGGUCCCUGCACUCCUGCCUGUGUCAGACUCCUUCCCAGGUGUGUCUGAGCCGAGUAGGACACGGCCCUGGGACAGCCCGGCAUGCUGUCCACCGCUGUGUUCCUGCCUGACUGCUUUCCUUCUGCCAAAGCUCUGCAGCCCCUCAGGGAUGCUGAACUCCCCUUUCCCGUCUGCGCAGCCGGCAGCUCCCCUCGCCAAAGCGAUCAAACACCAUUGCCAACAUCCAGGUCACAAGCGCAUCCCUGGGGCUGGACUGAUGCCCUGUGAUGCCCAGGGGAGAGGUCUCCUGUUGGGACCAAUCGCUUCCCCUGGGCUGGGGAGGAUUACUGAGACCCGUAAUUUGAGGGGUCCCUAAUUGGUGUUGGUGUAAGUGUGAAAGCAGAUGGGUGUCUCCUGCAAUGGGAAGCGGAGUCUGAAAGCAACUGGGAUCAGUGGCUGCGGGGCAGGGGGAUAAAUGCACCCAGCAGCGGGCGAUGGGCUCCAACAGGGGCUGGAAGACCUGCCUGACCCCUGGGGACACUGCCCGAGCCCUUAGGGCUCCAACAUUGGCAACUCCAGUGCUCCUGGAUCUCCCAGAGCAGCUUUGCUGGCUUGGCCCUUUGCCCUCCAUGAGUCUUCUCCACUGGUGUCCUGCAGGAACCCACACUGAUGGGGUUUGGACAUCGCACGUGAGCUGCUGGGGGUCGGAGCCAGGCAGUUCAACCUUCGAGGUCCCUGUGCUGUGGGGACAGUCCCCAUAGAGCCACAGAAUGGGUUGGAAGGGACCUCAAAACCCAUCCAGUUCCAAGCCCCUGUCAUGGGCAGGGACACCUCUCACUGGAUCAGGUUGCUCAAAGCCCCAUCCAACCUGGCGUUGAACCCCUCCAGGGAUGGGGCAGCCACCACUGCUCUGGGCAACCUGGGCCAGAGCCUCCCCACCUGAACAGCAAAACAUUUCUCCGUAAAAUCUCAUCUCAAAUCUCCCAAUCCAUUCUCCUCCUGGCCUCUCCCUGCUUAUCAGUGGGUUGCUCCACUUUGUUCUGGCCCUGCCUGCCAGGCCAUGCUCCUCCCUGCCUUCACUGAGCUCUCUUUGCAGGUUUCCCUCUGUGCUCUGUGCUUGGGACUGCAUGGAUUGGGCAGACCUGGGCCAGUUUUCCGCUCCCAACCCUGUGCGAGUCUGGACUCGGUGAUCCUUGUGGGUUCCUUCCACACAGGACAUUCCAUGACUCUAUGAUUGGGCGCCUUGAUCCAGUGGGAGCUGUUGCUGAUGUGGCAGGGGGAUGGAACUGAAUGGGCUUUGAGGUCCCAUCUUACCCAAACCAUUCCAUGAUUCUAUCCUGGCCAGAAGGAUUGCCAGCCAGAUGCCUUGUCUUGGCAUCGGUGGCCAGUGGCAUUGGUGCCAAGCCAAGGGGAUCCAGAUUGAAACUCCCCUGGAGCAACAGGCAGGAGUGCCGCCGGCACCAGGGGUGGUUUGGAGGGCAUCUCCUGGGCUGCAAAGGGCCCUGGUCCACCUGUCUGCUCCAACGGCAAAGGGGGAGCACAGGGGAGAGCUCACGUGAGGCUGCAUCGCUACCCGGCCUCAGAGGAGGAGCAGUGGCGGAGCGGCUGUUGCUGGGCAGGAUGAUGGAACGAGAGGAUUAUGACGAGCGGUGUCACAGGGAGCGCUUUCCCCCCAGCUGGUUUGUUUCUUUUUUUUAUAAGCUCAGAUAAUGCAGAGCACAUCCAUGGAGUUUUCCUCUCAGAUUCCCCCCAAACCCCUUUCGUCUGUGAUGAAGCCUGAGCCGCUGCCAGCACAG